AUGGGAGAUUUAAUAAGAUCACAACCUGUCUCUUAUGGACAAUUAAUUGUUCCUGUAAAUGUUGCAGAAGAAACAAUUGAACUUAUUGGAGAAUUAGGAAUAGUUCAAUUUGUUGAUUUAAAUGAAAAAGAAUUAACAUUUAAUAGAAGAUAUUGUAAUGAACUUAAACGAUGUGAUGAACUUGAAAGAAAAAUAAGAUAUUUUAAUGAAAUGAUAACAAAAGAAGAAGAGCGUAAAGAUAUGAAAGGAUUAAAAUUUAGAAGAAAUAGAGAAAUUGAAAGUUUUGAAAAAGAAUCAACUGAAAAUCUUGAAUUAAAAUUAGAUGGUAUAGAAAAAGAUUUAAAACAAAUAAUUAGUGAUUGUACUGCAACAGAAAAUGAUUUAGAAAAGAUUGAAGAAGGAUUAUUAGUUUCAUCAAAUAUAGAUUUAUUAUUUGAAAAUAUAGAUGAUGUUGUUGUUGGAGGAUUAAAAUUUGUUAUUGGAGUUAUUGAAAAAAGUAAAUAUGAUUCUGUUCAACGAUUAAUUUGGAGAGUUUCUAGAGGACUUGUAUUAAUUAAAUCAAUGGAUCUUACUGAAGGAUCAUCAUUAAGAAAUUUUAUAGUUGUUUAUCAAGGAGAUGAUCUUGGACUUAAAAUUAAUAAAAUUUGUCAAACAUCAGGAGUUAGAAUUUAUACUAAUAUUCCAAUUGAUCUACAAGAAAGAAGAGAAUUUGUUGAUGAAGCAUUAAAUAAUAAACAACAAUUAACAGGAAUUUUUGAAGGAAGUACUAAAGAAAAAAGAGAAUUAUUAAAAACUAUUGCAUUACAAAUUAAAGGAUGGAAAGAUAUUAUUGAUAGAGAAAGAAAGAUUUUCUUUACAUUAAAUAUGUUUAAAAUUGAUAGAGGAACAACAUUAAGAGGAGAAUGUUGGUUUCCAUCAGAAUAUUUAGAUAUUAUUGUUACUAAAUUAAGUGAACUUGAUCAAAAUUCAAUGUCACCUAUUUUUUCACCAAUUCAAAUACCUCCAAAAGCAAUAAUUCCUACAUAUAAUAAAACUAAUUCAUUUACACAAACAUUUCAAGAUCUUACUGAUUCAUAUGGUACACCAAGAUAUGGAGAAAUUAAUACAGCAUGGUUAAAUAUUAUUACAUUUCCAUUUUUAUUUGGAAUAAUGUUUUCUGAUGCAGGACAUGGUAUUUUUAUAUUUGGUCUUGGACUUAUUUUUAUAAUUUUUCAAAAAAAAUUAAAAAAAAUAACAUUAGAUGAAAUUACAUUAAUGUUAUUUGAUGCUAGAUGGUUAUUACUUGGAAUGGGACUUAUGGCAAUAUAUUGUGGUAUUGUAUUUAAUGAAUUUUUUGGAUUUUCAAUAGAUAUUUUUGGAACGUCAUGGGAUAAAAUAGAAGGUGAUGUAUAUGUUAGAAGUAAUGAACAAUAUGUUUAUUAUUUUGGAAUAGAUCCUAUUUGGAAAUCAUCAAAUAAUGAAUUAUAUUAUACUAAUUCAUUAAAAAUGAAAUUAUCUAUUCUUAUUGGUGUAUUUCAUAUGACAUUUGGUGUUAUAUUAUCAUUUUUUAAUCAUUUACAUGAAAAAAAAUGGUUAAAUAUAUUCUUUAAUUGGAUUCCAGAAAUGAUGUUCAUGAUUUGUUCAUUUGGAUAUUUAUGUUUCCUUAUAAUUUUAAAAUGGUGUAAUCCAGAUAAAGAUCCUGCUCCAAUGUUAACUAAUGUAUUUCUUGAAAUGUUCCAAAAUUUUGGAAGAGUUACUGAUGAAAAUUAUAUAUUUACAGGACAAAAAAUAGUUGAACCUUUAUUACUUAUUCUUAUCAUUAUUUCAUUAUUACUUAUGUUUAUUCCAAAACCAAUCUUUUUAUAUAUUAAAUUAAGAAAACAACAAAAAGCACAUCCAGAAAGUAGACCAUUAUUAGAACAAAUAGAUAAUAAUGAUGAUGAAUUAACUGAUUUUAAUGAUAAUCAAUAUUCAUUAGAUAAUAAUAUUUUAUUAAAUAAUAAUGAAAAUAAUAUUAAAAAAGAUGAAGAAGAAGAUAAUGAAGAAGGAAAUUCAUUAAUGGAAAUUAUUAUUUUUAAUACUAUUCAUGCUAUUGAAUAUGUCCUUGGAUGUAUUUCUAAUACAGCAUCAUAUCUUAGAUUAUGGGCUUUAUCAUUAGCACAUGCUCAAUUAGGUUCAGUCUUUUUGGAAAAUGUUUUUUAUUUAUUAAUGAAAAUGAAUACUUUUAUUACAAUUUUUGUUGGAUUUGCUAUUUGGGCUAUGAUUACAUUAGCAAUUCUUAUUGGUAUGGAAUCAUUAUCUUCAUUCUUACAUACAUUAAGACUUCAUUGGAUUGAAUUCCAAAAUAAAUUUUAUAUUGGAGAUGGUAUUCCUUUCAUUCCUUUACAUUUACCAAAACAAUCUUUACCAUCAAAUAAUUAA
Molecule: messenger RNA, 2400 nt
Organism: Entamoeba dispar SAW760
Lineage: Eukaryota; Evosea; Mastigamoebida; Endamoebidae
Product: vacuolar ATP synthase subunit A, vacuolar isoform, putative
Exons: 1
Coding region: 1-2400 (799 amino acids)
Biological process (GO): vacuolar acidification; proton transmembrane transport
Cellular component (GO): vacuolar proton-transporting V-type ATPase complex; vacuolar proton-transporting V-type ATPase, V0 domain
Molecular function (GO): ATPase binding; proton-transporting ATPase activity, rotational mechanism
Source: RefSeq, a predicted model, not a curated record